AUGUUCUGGACACGUUCUGAAUAUGACCGUGGUGUCAACACUUUCUCACCUGAAGGUCGUCUUUUCCAAGUUGAAUAUGCAAUCGAAGCUAUCAAGCUUGGUACAACUGCCAUCGGUAUUCAAACCUCAGAGGGUGUUGUAUUGGCUGUAGAAAAGAGAGUCUCUUCAAUUUUAUUAGAGCCUAGUUCAAUAGAAAAAGUUAUGGAGAUUGACGAGCAUUUAGGUUGUGCUGUCAGCGGUAUGACAGCUGAUGCCAGAACUAUGAUUGAACAUGCACGAGUAGCUGCUCAGAACCAUAGAUUUACAUACGACGAAAAACUUAAGGUAGAGAGUGUAACUCAGAGUGUUUGUGAUUUAGCAUUAAGGUUCGGUGAAGGUGCUAAUGGUGAAGAUUCAACAAUGAGUCGUCCUUUCGGUGUUGCACUACUUAUUGCAGGCGUUGACGAAAAUGGCCCUCAACUCUUCCAUGCUGAUCCUUCAGGUACAUUUAUGAAAUACCAAGCCAAGGCUAUUGGUUCGGGAUCAGAAGGCGCUCAGACAGAAUUGCAAAAAGAAUAUCAUAAGUCUAUGACAUUAAAGGAAGCAGAAACUCUGGCUUUAACUGUGUUGAAAUCAGUCAUGGAAGAGAAGCUAAAUAAGACAAAUGUUCAGAUCGCAGCUGUUACACCAGAGCAAAAUUUCAAAGUCUAUUCUGAAGAAGAGUUACAAGCUGUAAUUGAUAGAUUGUAA
Mycotypha africana is the source of this 729-nucleotide messenger RNA. Its product is annotated as nucleophile aminohydrolase. NCBI's taxonomy places the organism in Eukaryota, Fungi, Mucoromycota, Mucoromycetes, Mucorales, Mycotyphaceae. Gene Ontology annotation, cellular component: proteasome core complex; proteasome core complex, alpha-subunit complex; nucleus. The transcript has 6 exons. The record is from RefSeq and is a predicted model, not a curated record. Bases 1 to 729 code for a protein of 242 amino acids. Gene Ontology annotation, biological process: proteasome-mediated ubiquitin-dependent protein catabolic process.